Molecule: messenger RNA, 5906 nt
Organism: Temnothorax curvispinosus
Lineage: Eukaryota; Metazoa; Arthropoda; Insecta; Hymenoptera; Formicidae
Gene: Sox15
Product: putative transcription factor SOX-15
Exons: 11
Coding region: 1471-3591 (706 amino acids)
Biological process (GO): cell differentiation; anatomical structure morphogenesis; regulation of DNA-templated transcription
Molecular function (GO): RNA polymerase II cis-regulatory region sequence-specific DNA binding; DNA-binding transcription factor activity, RNA polymerase II-specific
Source: RefSeq, a predicted model, not a curated record
CGCGGGGACCAGGAGGGUAUCGCCGAAGGAAGGGACGAGGAACGACGAGAGGAGAAAAGCGAGGUCGUUUGUCGCUGUUAUCGGACCUGCCUAUCCGUUUCGCCGUUAAUACGCGAGGAAAGAGUCAGAAAGAUAUACGAACGAGAGAGAGUCGAGGAAAUAUCGAAAACAAAUUAUCAGCGGAACACACGUCGUGAAGCUACGUAUCGAUGGUAAAUUAACGUUGGCACACAAGGCCCCGCGGCGCAAGGAAUAAACAAGCGGUAAUUAAUGAAGCCGUUGAGAGGUGUCCGCGGGAUAUGAUUAACGAGACGACGUGACGUAACAUAAGUUACGUGUGGCAUCGCGGAACGGCGGGUUAGAAGAGACGAGGAGAGGAAGAAAAAGAGAGAAAGGGAUCGAACGCGAGGAGAGGAUCGGCAGAGCGGCAACGGCAACGGCGACUCGGCAGUAGCAAGAGUAAACGCAAAAGAAAGCACCCUCGCUCGGCCCCGCGCGAUGCAAAGACGGGAUAUAAAUAAGCGGCUGUCGUUUGCGGAAGCAGAAAACGGGCAAAAGGACAGAAAUAAAGAAGAAGUCGAGGAAGAAAGGGAGCUAGCGACGGAGAAAGGAAUAAAUAAGUCGGGACGAGGGAGGGAGGGAGGCGGACACGAAGGAAGGAAGGAGAAGGAAAGAGGAGAGUCGUCGGCAGCACCACGGCAUCGGGCCCCGGCUCCCGGCUCUCAAGUCCCUUGUCGCUUUGCUCGACCAACGUCCCGAUCUACUACUUUCGCGGUAUACGAUACGUCCCCUCGCAUUGGAGAGCUUUUAUUUCCGCCGUGUGCACCGCAGGGCCUGAUGGCAGGUGUACCCGCGCGUCUCGUUAUCCGAGGAGCCACUUCUUUCGUAGGGUUACGGAUUUUAGAGGCGCGUUGAACUCGUCGAGAGCGAGGGUGAUUUUAGUCGGAAACGGAUCCACUCCCAAGAUCCACGGAAUCCGAAGACGGAAAGAAAAAAAAACGUUGAAACUGCUAAGGACAGGACACCCUGUAUAGGUGCAUACGCGCAUAUACGUGCGGUGGCUGCGAGCAGGACCGUGCGGAACGGAGCCAGAGCCAGAGAGCAGAGCGGAAUCGAGAAGGAGAAAACGGAACACAGAGCGGAGAAGCGCGAGCUGACUGCGGCAGGGGCGCAGCAUGUUUAUUGGCGCAUCUCUCAGUCUUAAAUCUUUAUGUUGUCUCCGCGACGGGGUCCGGAGCGGCCGUCCCCCCCGGUCCCAUCGGCGGGCCCCGCCGCGCCGCGCCGCGUCGGAGAAGGACGGAGAACUCGAGAAGGGCACCGGCUCUCCCCGGAAAGGGACGGGAGAAGGAGCGAAACUCGGGAGAACGAGAGAAAGAGAUUUGCUAAUACUACCGGAAAGCCUCGGAUAAUUCUCGCGCCUCGGAAACGUGCGAAACAGUCAGUGAAACGACGCUGUAUCGGGGACGACUCAUGAGAGCGAGGAGAGCCCGCCACCGCGCUGCCGUCGUCGCUACCGCCACCGCCACCGCCACCGUCGCCGUCGCCGUGCAGGGAACGCGAGGGGACGUCGAGCGGCGUCGAGAGGACGAAGACGAGAAGGAUGAAGAGCCGCGCCGCACCGGGGCUUUCACAACGUUCCCGUUUUGCACCGCCAAGAUGCUGGACAAUUAUGACAGGGGUGAGGUGACACCACCACCGGCGGUGAGCGGUUACGGCGGCUCCGCCGGGCUCCUGGCGCUCCAUUCCUCGCUCUACGCGACUCCCACGUCGAGGGCCUACGACAUCGACUCCGGUAUCGACGGCAACGACAGCUCGAUGCCCAUGGACACCCAAAUCAUCUCGAUACCGAGCAUGCUGACCGGGCCGGCGCAACAGCGGCUGGAGGACAUGCCCUGGCUGGCCUCCGGCCCGUCGCUGGAAUACCAGCCGGGCAUCUCGCCGAUUCCCGCGGGAGUGAAGAUGUGCCAUCCCGGCGGCGGCACCGCCCAAAGGAGCCUCAAGGAGCAACGGAUACGUCGCCCGAUGAACGCGUUUAUGGUCUGGGCAAAGGUCGAGCGCAAGAAGUUGGCCGAUGAAAAUCCCGAUCUCCACAAUGCCGAUCUCAGCAAGAUGCUUGGAAAGAAAUGGCGAGGGCUGACGCCGCAAGACAGAAGGCCCUACGUCGAGGAGGCCGAGAGGCUCCGGGUCAUACACAUGCAGGAACACCCGAAUUACAAGUACAGGCCGCGGCGCAGGAAGCACGCGAAACGGACACCCGGUGCACCGUCCUCGCCUCCCUCGGCGACCAACACCGCGGGCAACAGGUCCAACCCUGCCGGCCCGCCGAUUCAUCAUUCCAUGUCCAAGAUGGACAGUUACCAUCAGGGCAUGUCUCAAAUCCCGUGGGGUGGCCAUUCUCCGAUCUCAUCCCUGUAUCAUCAACAGCAACAGCAGAGUAUCCAGGAGUACAAAUCGGAAAAUAAUUCGAUCUACGGCAGUCCUUACACGCCCAUCAUCCACAGCCCGGACAUAUCUCCGGUGGCCAGUCCCGAGCCCGAUGGUGACGGCGGUCAUUUAUCGUCCGCUCAAAAUCAGGAUCCAGAACGAGAUCUGAUGGAAGGUACCUCGAAGCAACACGGAGACAUGAGCGAUCAGAAACGAUACACCUUUAUGAGUAGCGACAAUCAGCUGCACACGGGUCACGUUAGUAACACUAGCAUAUCAUCGUGUCAGAAUUCUGGCGGUUACACGGAUACUUUAACGUAUAAAAAAUCCGUGGGCUAUUUGAACUUCGAGAGACAAUCCACGAGCAUAGCCGCGGUGGGCAUAGCGAACGGUAUGAUGGUGUCGUGCAAUAAGCUACGCUCCGGUUUCGACAACGUCGGUUCCGUCACGGGCACGUUUUAUCCGCCGGUCGCCUCGCCGCACGAUCAAUCGUUGCAGCACUACAGCGGCACGCAGACGUCCAAGAGCACGACCAACUAUUCGAUGCAGUCUACCGUCGAGAGCAAUUACAAUCCGGUCCAAUGCGCGGGCAGUCGACAGCAGCCCAUAGGAAUCCGCGGGGCCGCCGAAAGUUGUCCCGUGACACAUCGAUACCAAAUGUCGCAUCAUCAGGAGUACCAGACAGACGCGUCCUCCGGCAGCGGCCAGCACGCGAUUCUCGGCGGUCACAUCGAUCACGGUAUGAGCGCCGAGGACGAUCAGCAGCAAACGCUCCAGCUGGAAAAAUAUUUCAAGUAUUCCCAUCCGAGCGUAGGACACUCGAGCCUGUCCUCGCAGAGUAUGUUGGAUAGCAACCAUAACUACGCCAGUGAUCUGCGCUACUACGGGACACCGCCGCAAUCUCAGCUGGACAUGUCGAAUUCUCAGUGCAUCGUCGACGAUCAGCAGGGCAACAAAGACGCUCGUUGUCCUAACGUCGCGAUCGGUCAUACCAUGGAACAAUAUCACCCGGGAUUGGAGGUGUCCAAGUACACGGAUCACUCAGUGACGCAGCAACACCAGCAGUCGCAGCCACAACAGCAGCAGAGUAUGGAACACGUGCCCAAGGCUGACGACGAUUUCAGUGUUAUACUUGCGGACGUGCGCAAGACUUGCUACAGUAGUUAGUGUUUCUCCUUCUAGUGCACAGACCGAUCCACAGGUUUCGGAUUGGACUGACGUGCGAAUUUCAGGGACUCUUCUUUCGUUCACGCGGUCGCGAAGAACAGAACGCUUAUGUGCACAUUUGACGUCAUCACGUGGCUGGUGCUACUCGAUAUAUAUCAAAGCAUUUUUAUCUCGUGAUAAAAGGGUACGUCCUUCUCGUUAACUUCGGAAACAAUAUUUCAGCUCCAAGUUUUCACACGAGCAAAAGAUAUUAUUUGCCACUCGAUUCGUUCAAUUUCCAGCACGGAAAAUAUUUAAUUACAAUUUUUAUCUUUCGGAACUCUAUCUAUGAGUAUCCCCUGUGUAUAAGCACGAUCUCUUAUGGAUUUCAGUACAACUGAAAUUGCAUUCAUGCGAGUCAGUGGCGUACAAUUGUCGCCUGUCAACAAGUUGCGGUAAACGAAAUUCCGAUAAAAAUAUGACGAAUAUAAUUAUACGAUACAAACAAUGAUAAACUGCCUGAUAUGAUCAAGAAUGUCAUCGUAUUUUAUUACAAUGAAUAUCAUUUUAUUGGAAUUUUUCACAAGAUAUUAAAUUUCCUGGAUUUCUAUCUUAUCUACAAUCUUAUAUGAACACUUUAGGACCUCAGAAAACGUAAUGAUAGGCGGCUAAUGGUGCACGGCUAGUGUAGCAUUAAAAUUGCAGAGAGAAUUGUAUACUCACAUAGAUGUCACAUUAGUUUCAUUAUCAAAGGUAAUACAGUAGCAGAGAUAUGAUAACGAUAGCGAGAGAUAUUAAAUUUACGUUAUUAGAAAUGUUUUAGAAAACUUUCACAUGUCAAGAAAUGUUUUGCAUCAGUAAGUUUUCUCGUAUUUACUCUGAGAUAGCAGCAUUUACUUUUGGUGCUAUGUCACUGUGAGCUUUAUUCAAAAGCUUGUUUUUAAUCGUUGCAAACGAUGAUUUACAUAAACCAAUGUAUGUUUUUGUUGUAAAUAAAUUUUCUUUUUCUUGCUCAUCAGAGUGACAUUUCUAGCAACUUGUGCAAACUGCGCAUUAAGUUUUGUAGAAAUGCGAGUGGUGCAACAUGUCUUCGAUGUGUAUAGAGAUGUGUAAAGAAUUCUGGAUAAAACUAAAUUAUUAUUAUUUUGCUAUUAUUAUAUUACCUGUUAAUUAACAUUAUUAGAUAUUAAUAUUAUUAAUGUAUCGUACUUAAUAGAAUCAAUUAUGAACAAAUAUUUAUCUGCAUAUAUUCUUCAAAGGAUAUCCUUCCACAAGAAAUAUGUUCUUAAUGCAUUUCGUGUGGUGCAUAUCGUUUAUUUUAUAUAUAUGUAACGCACACAUGCGUAUGGUAGGUACACACUAUAUAUGUAUGAGACACACAUACAUAUAUAUAAAUUAUAUUGUAAAAUAUUAUGUGUUAUCCAUAUAUACUCACAUUCUUCAUUCAAAAUAAAUUUCUCAUUGAGAAAUUUGGUAUACGAUAAAAUUAUACAACUUUCCGAAAAAAGUUGAUGUCUCCCGCGAAAUGACAUAUCACGCAAAUAUAUUUUUAAUCACGCAUGUGUAUUAAAAAACGAUCUUUCAGGAUUACCGCUCCACGUCAUUAAAAUUAAAACACACACAUGUAUGUAUAUUAAUUCUUUUUAUUAAAUAUAUAUAAAAAAUAUGUGUAUAAGAUACAACAUUAUGUGUAAAGCUGAAAUCAUACAUAGUGUAGUGAUACCCAUAAAUUACAUCAAAGGGGGUUGAUACAAUGGUUAAAUAUUGACAAAUAUUUCUCAUUUUCCAUUAUACAAUUAUAUGACACCUUCUUGCGUCAGAAGGUCUCAGAUAGCUAUAGGUAAAGUCUUUUACCAAAUAAAUAUAAUAUAUUUAUUAAACAACAGGCACGUGAAGAAAACAAGUAUUAAAUAAAUUAUUAUAAAUAUUUCAUAAUAUCUCUUCUAUAAUAGGAUAUUUAUAAAUAUCCCUCUCUCGUCAUCUAGAAAUUGUUAUUGCACAUAUCGCCCUUUCUAAUAUCCGUCGCAAAGCCAUUUAUUGUAACUAAAAUGAUCGAUGCUAAAGUCGGUACCAAAGUAAGACUUCGAAAUUAAUCUCCAAGUCUCUCUGCUGAAUCUAUAUACAUAUUUCUAUAUAAAUAGUGUAUUAUUUACGAAUUUAUUCUGUCACAUUUUAUGUAUUAAUCCCCAUUGAUUUACACGUAAAUGUAAUCGAGUUGUGCGACGAUUAUGAUUUGCUUUACCGUUACAGUAUGUAUAAACAAGGCUGACAUCGCUCGGUACAAUUUAUAUUAAUCGUUCACAGCAGAACCGGGAUUUUUACUGAGACAGAAGAUU